Molecule: messenger RNA, 2511 nt
Organism: Naegleria fowleri
Lineage: Eukaryota; Heterolobosea; Eutetramitea; Acrasida; Naegleriidae
Exons: 3
Coding region: 1-2511 (836 amino acids)
Source: RefSeq, a predicted model, not a curated record
AUGAAAGUUUAUCCAUUAGCACCAUCCAUCAAUGGAUCAUCAUCUAAAGAUGAAUUCUCUUCUUUUUGCUCCAACACUCCUGGCGGAAAUAAUGAUGAAGAUGAUCAUGGUUUAAAACAAGCCAUCAGGGAGAAACCAACCACAAGGUUUUCUGCUUGCUGUUCCAUACGAAUCUUUAUUGUUGUUUUGAUCACUUGUCUAGUGCUCUCAUGUUCUAUAGUCAUUUGGUUGGUGUCCUUUGUUGGUGCAAGAACAGCUCUGAAUGAACUCUCCACUCAGCUCAUGAAUACAUUUGCAAACUAUGUGGUAGAGAAUGUCGAUUCUGAGAUUAGACCAAUUACAGCAGCUACUAAGUCCAUCGCAUAUGAUUUUAACUUGGGAGUAGUUCCCAUGAAUCCACAAACUGAAUAUCUAUUCUCGAAAUUUGUCACGUUUCAUCCAUAUGGAAUUGGCUUUUUAUUUGCAGAUCAACUUUCAACCAUCAAUUACGUUGGAAUUCCUCCCAAUGAAGUUCCAGGAUUCUAUCACCAAAAAAGUAAUGAAACCGAUAUGUUUGUCUAUGAAGUGGAUUUAGUGAGUGGUCAAAACUUGAACCGAGUGCUUAAAGUCAAUCCAAAUUACAAUGUCACUGUUCAAGAUUACUGGAAGCAUUCAUUUGAUAAUUUUCAUCGCCCAGAGUUUCAAGACCUGGAUGGAGUAUUUGGUGAUCCUUAUUUUCUUCCAGGUGGAGGUUAUACCAUCUACUACAGCGCAAGAUUAUACGAUCCUAUUCAGUAUGCUGUGUAUGGUAAAAAAACGUCCAAUCCUAUUGGCCUUGCUAAAACCAAUUUAUCCCUUCAAAUCAUUCAACGUUUUCUGGCAUCUCUCAAAGUGAUGAACAGAGGUUACGUUCUUCUAUCACAACAAAACAAUGAUCUUGUGAUUGGUGGAAGUAUCAAUACGACCUCUUGGGAUUUGGUGUCAAGAGUUUCCAUGUUUGAUUUGCAAGAUCGAAAUGCUGGAGCACUUAUGAAGCAAAUUGCUGCUCAGUAUGGGUCUCUCACAUCAGCCCCUAAUUUGUUGAGUAUCAUGAGUGCAGGCGUAGAAUACUAUGUGGUUAAGACCGAGUAUGUGAUUGAAAAUUUGCGAUGGAAUUUGUUUAUUGUUGUGGAAAAGGCAGAAGUUGAACAAGCAACCAAUAUCUCUACAGGUAUUUCAAUUGCAGUUACAUUUGUGAUUGCGAUUUUAGGAGUGACCUUCUCUAUACUCAUUGGUCAUGUGACCACUGCCCCGUUAAGAAAAUUGGAGCAAGAAUUUCAAAAAAUCAAAACCAUGGAGUUCGAUCAAGUCGAGUUUAUGAACAGUAUAUUUCGAGAAGUGGAUUAUAUUUUCAUUUACUUACGAGAAACAGUUGUAUGGCUCAAUGAAAUCAGAUCAUUUCUUCCCGAAAGUGUGUUUUUACACCUUAGGAUGACGAAACAUUCCCUCACAUGGAAUGAAAUGACAAACAAGGAGGGGAAUCACGAAUUGGAAUCCUCUCAUUCCUCGAGUAAGGUCAGCAAAAGAGAAUCAUCCAAAGAAGCUUCCAUUCAUUCAGCAAAUAUGGCUUCUAAUAAUCUCUUUAAAAUUGGACUUUUCCCAAAAGUUUGUUCGGUGGUCCGAAUUUACUUGUCCAACAUGACAAAAGAAUUUUCUUCAGAUGAUAUAGCACAAUAUUUCUCAAAAAUUGUAGCAGGUCUAAGCAUGCUAUCAAAAAACACUCAUACUGAUUUUCAAGUAAUAUCUGUGGAUGAAUUUCAAUUAACGUUCACUGAUCAAGGACCUUCAGGUGAAAGAAGCAUACGAGAAGUGGCGCUAAUGUCAUGCCUCAAAUUCGUCAAGUUGAUUGAUAAUUUAAAUGAAUCAAGAAAAAAUGGCACCACUCUUAAGUGUUGCAUUGGUGUAUCUAGUGGGAAAUGUUUUUCUGGCAAUUUAGGAAAUAGUUCCUACAGAGGAUUUUUCACCAUUGGAAAUGUGGUUCAAAAUUCAAAGAAAUUGUCACACUUGGCAAAUGAGCUAAAUUGCAAACUACUGGCCUGUUCAUAUACCUUAGAUUCAAAAACUACGACUAAAUUUGUUACAAGACCCAUUGAUCGAAUAGUAUUAGAUUCAGAUUCGGGAUCCCAAGUCGUUUUAUCAACCAUUUUUGAAAUCAUUAAGGAAAAUAUUGUUCAUCAAGAUGAGUGGAUGUACGAACUGCAACAAAAAGAAGCUCAUGAUAACUUCCAAGCUUUCAAAGAAAAUUUCAUUUUUGGGCAAACUUUGGAAUGUACAACAGAGGAGAAUAUUAAGGAGCUACUGGGCCGUGCACGUGAUUUUUACAGCUCUUAUAUUCAAACAUGUCCAAAUGAUGUAGUGGCAGAACGAUUGAUGAGAAUAAUGGAUUUCUAUUUACAAUAUUCAACACAAAACGUCAAUGCAUGGUAUCAAGUUCUACAAUUCCAUUCGAUUUUGGAUUAUAGGUUAACUGAAGUUUUUUCUUCCACUGAAUGA